This is a messenger RNA of Salvelinus fontinalis (brook trout), 2477 nucleotides long. RefSeq names its product TSC22 domain family protein 1-like. Lineage: Eukaryota; Metazoa; Chordata; Actinopteri; Salmoniformes; Salmonidae. Gene Ontology annotation, biological process: regulation of transcription by RNA polymerase II. Bases 417 to 1091 code for a protein of 224 amino acids. The record is from RefSeq and is a predicted model, not a curated record. The transcript is spliced from 3 exons.
UUCCCGCUGAAUCAGGGUGAGUGUGUUCGACACAGACACAGACAACACAGCAUUGGCUAACUCUCUCUCCCCCCACAGACACAGAAGCGAGUGUCUCACAACCAAAGUAAACAAAGCCUUAUUAACGUGACGAGUUUGAGACUCAGGGAGACCCGACUGACUGCCUACUCUCAGGGAAGAGGAGGAAGCUGGUCGACACUUGACUUACCAACACCCCAACCCAGAGAACCUGGAGGGAGGCAAUCCUUCCCUCUGCAUACGCUGAGGAAUACACCCUACACACAACAACAACUACAAGCCUGAGAAGAAGAGAGACCAGUGCCAAGGUCUCUCUCUCUCCUGCUGUGGAGCUCUGUACUUGUCUCUCCCGUCCCUCAAGGUGUUCUGCUGACCUGCCUGCCUGAUCUGCUGUCAUCAUGUCAGAAGGAGAAGAAUGUCGCUCUCCCAUCGGUCUGGACUGCUGCUCCUGCUGCCUGGACCUGGCCAACUGUGACGACCCAGCUGGAGGUGGGGGUGAGGGCAGAGGCCACAGCACCCCUCUGAUGGGUAGCCCCACGUCGCUCAGCCACUUCCGCCACUUCCGGGAGCAGCUGACGUUCCAGAACCAGAACGUGAACACGGACAAGCUGAACAGCAUGAUGAGGCUGGACUCUCUGGAGUCGGUGGUCAGAGACCCCUGUUACCUGCUCAACGAGGGCAUCUGCAACAGCAACAUCGACCAGACCACGCUGUCCAUCCUGCUGUUCUUCCACAGUGCCUCGGGUGCUAGCGUUGUUGCCAUUGACAACAAGAUAGAACAGGCAAUGGAUCUGGUGAAGAACCACCUGAUGUACGCAGUCAGGGAGGAGGUUGAGAUCCUCAAGGAGCAGAUCAGAGAGCUGGCUGAGAAGAACAACCAGCUAGAACGUGAGAACAGCCUUCUGAAGAACCUGGCCAGUCCAGAACAGAUGGAGAGCUUCCGGGAACGGGUUCCGUCCGACUCAGACGCUCUGGUUCCCCUGCAGCUGGACAACCAGUACCAGCAACAGGCUCAAAUUGGACUCCAUAACCCUGACCAGUCCUGCCACAUCAGCGCUGGCUCUGCUGUAUAGGUGGUUCUGCCUUGGUCCUCCAGUUGUAAUCGUCGCUGCCAACUUCAGUGAAGCUGUCUGUAACAGAUGAUGAAACACAAUUGAUGAACGGAGCACAUGACAAAAUGCUCUAACUAGCGGCUAUAGGCUGAAGCUAUAAGCUAAAAUGAGCCUUUCCUACGACAUCUAGACUCUUUCUCUUUAGACAAAAGCGCUAAACGAGAGGGCUCACAUGUAGCCAGCCGGAGAACGCUUGCAUUGGGACAGAGGGGAGGCUCCGGCCUUCUUGGGCCAGGAGGGCCAACCCCUUAGCCAUUCUCUACCACCCCUGCUACAGAGGAAGGAGAGGGCUAAAAGACAGGGCUGGCCCAGGGACCUGAUCCUGGGGAUGCCUCUCCACGCCAGAGUGGCCCGUCCUCCAGCUUUCCUCUCCAGGUCCAGCCAAGGAAAAAGGAAAUCUUCUCCAAGACCGACAGAGAGACGGUCCUCCAGUCUCUGCUAGACCCCACCCCACCAUGUGGAUUUCUUCUUCUGAUAGCACAAGUUCUGGGGAGUCAGUCAGACCAUAUCUCAGCCAUCUUGUGACUGCUUCCACCUGCCACCAUCUACUGAUAUUCUCUGUCAAUAUUCCUUAAGAAGAAGCAACGUGUCUUCAGGGAACCAAACCUGAGCUCCAGUACAACGAGGAGAAGGAGGAUCUAGGAGAUCCUGGACUGUUGCUGGGAGAGAGAGGCCUGUUGCUUCUCUAUCUCAACCUCACUGCUGAUAACUGAUUACCAUAAUCAUGAUUCAGAACAUCAUUGCUUGUAUUCUCUGCAGUUGGGGUGUGCUGCUUAUGGGGGAAAAUCCUGCUAUUUUACUUUUCUUCUGAUUCUGAACAAAAUGGAAUACUUGUUAAUAGGAGCAUUGUAACUGUUCAGUUAAAUGAUUUAUUAUGGGGAGGGAAGUAUCUACUUCCCAGUAUGCCUAGCUCUCUACAUUUUACUAACAUGUUCAGAGUAGUGGGCUGGAGAUGAAUUUGAGCAGCUGAUUUUUCUUCUAAAGGCUGUGAAUGCGAUCCUGACCUAGCAGGCAUGUUCUGCGUGUUCAGAUGCCAACCUCAACUUGAAUCAAUGGCAUGACUAUAGUGCCUAUCUCCAGAAGAGGAAUACCAACAUUUCCACAAUGGACUUUUGUGUUUUCUAACUACCAAAGACGUUGUCUCAUUACUACUCCAAACGAAACCAAGCAACCUGGACCAUGUGUACAUCGUUCACAGGGAGAACUCUUGUUAGCAGUAAUGUUUUGUUUUUUGAUAAACGUUAGGUAUUGUUGCUGUAUUGUGUCCAUGAAACAGGUAUAUAUUUUUUAAAUGAUGUAAUGGAUACAAAAUGCACAUUUGCAAUAAACCCUAUGUUUACACUACAA